Cynara cardunculus var. scolymus (artichoke) is the source of this 2009-nucleotide messenger RNA. Its product is annotated as UPF0496 protein At4g34320-like. NCBI's taxonomy places the organism in Eukaryota, Viridiplantae, Streptophyta, Magnoliopsida, Asterales, Asteraceae. The transcript has a single exon. The record is from RefSeq and is a predicted model, not a curated record. Bases 607 to 1749 code for a protein of 380 amino acids.
ACAUUGCUUCCCGCGUUUUCCAUCUCAUAUUAAUUCAUGCGUGCAAGCUAAACCCAUUCCCCCUUUGUUUCAUCAUCUUAAUCUCUCUAUGCCCCCUUAACCGUUUCAUUUCAUCGUUAUCUCUUCCCAACUUUCUUCUAAGCCUUUCCCUUUACUCUAAUAAGUAAUCUUAUCCUGCUCUCUCUCUCUCUGCCACCUUUAUCAAAGCCUAAUCGGUGCCCACCAUAAUCUUUCUUUCAUGUCAUUUAGUUUCAUCUGUUUACCUCAAGCCCUUGUCUCUGUUAACCCCCUUAAUUGAUCGACUUCUCUGUUCUGGGUUUUCAUCAAUUUCACAACUUCAUUCAGUAAUUCACAAGAAAUUGGUGCACAAUUUAUGAUCUUUGCCGGUUUUUCUCAUGUGCGACUGUCGCAGUUUAGCUGUUUGUUCUAUUGCCUAGCUGAAGUCUAGGGUUUUCUUUUUCAUAGUUUUCGGGUUGUAUGAGAGUUUCCUGAGGUAAUUUGGAUUCAGUUGGAACCGUAUUAAAAGUACUUGUUAAGAUUGAAAACCUUUGGACUUCAGAUCGUGUCAUAUCUUGUUGAUUUUGCUUUAUUAGAUCUAUUUGAAAAAUGGGAGCUCAUGUUAGCAAGAAAUCUGCUGCUGCUACUACCUCCUCCGUCUCACCUGCUAUGUCUUUGAAAGAGACCCAACAAAUCAUUACAGAGCUUAAUGCUUAUGAAGCUGCCUGCAGAUCAGAUGCUGAUUUGCAAUCUUUUGAUGCUAUGCUACAUGCUCGGGCUAAUAACGUGAUCAAUACUUUGGCUGUGGGAGUUGAAGUCCGAGCUUUAUCGUUUGAUACCCUGAAAGAAGUUACAGAGUGUUUGUUAGAAAUGAAUCAAGAAGUUGUGAAGGUGAUAUUGCAUUGCAAGAAAGAUAUCUGGAAGAAUCAAGAAUUGUUUGAAUUGGUGGAAGAAUAUUUCGAGAAUAGCCUUCAAACGCUUGAUUUCUGUGCAGCUUUGGAUAAAUGCUUGAAGAGGGUACGAGAUAGCCAACUGAUGAUUCUUGUAGCUUUGCAGCAUUUUGAUGAGGAUGAAGGUGUGGAGGAGAAUAGGUACGAAAAGACUCUUGAAGAUUUGAAGAACUUCAAGGAUGCUGGUGAUCCAUUCACAGAUGAAUUCUUUAAGAUAUUUCAUUCCGUAUACAGACAACAAAUGGUGAUGCUUGAGAAGUUACAAGCCAAGAAAACAAAGUUGGACAAGAAGGUGAAGUACAUUCAAACAUGGAGGAAAGUGUCAUCUGUCAUCUUUGUGGCUACUUUUGCAGCUGUGUUGAUAUGCUCUGUGGUGGCAGCUGCCAUAGCUGCACCGCCUGUGGCGGCAGCACUUGCUGCUGCCGCUGCUAUCCCUCUUGGUUCAAUGGGGAAGUGGAUCAACUCCCUUCUGAAAAACUAUGAAAACGCCAUUAAAGGGCAAAAGGAGAUCAUAAGCUCUAUGCAAGUAGGGGGUUAUGUGGCUAUCAGGGACCUUGAUACGAUUCGGGUUCUUGUUGAUAGACUUCAAAUGGAUAUAGAGGAGUUGAUGAGGAAGGCUGAGCAUGUGAUUGAGGGAGAUGAAAUGGUGAAAGUUGCAAUUGAAGAGAUAAAGUUAAAGCUCAAUUCAUUUAUGAAGAAUGUAGAUGAUUUAGGGAUGCAGGCGGACAAUUGCAGCCGUGAUGUUAGACGAGCUAGGACUGUUGUCUUACAAAGGAUCAUCAAGCCACCACAUAAUCAAUGAAAGCUCCUAUACUCUGGUAUGGCUAUCUUCGUAUGUGAAGUUCAGACUUAAAUGUAUAUAACCCCUUUUGUCCUAAUCAUUUGGGAUUUAGCAGAUGGGUUUUAUCUUGUGAUGAAGAAUAAUAGAGGGUUAAUUUGUGUUAAAGUAUGCUGUUUUUAGGAAACAAAAAGUGCUUAGGCUCUGUUCAUUCAUAUGUGCAUUUGCUUCUCUUGCUCCCAUUCUUACUAUUUCUUAAUAAAACUUUAUCAAGUUGUUGUUCU